Arabis nemorensis is the source of this 318-nucleotide messenger RNA. The record is from the annotation of a GenBank genome assembly. Lineage: Eukaryota; Viridiplantae; Streptophyta; Magnoliopsida; Brassicales; Brassicaceae.
AUGCUAGAGGUGUUGCGUAAGAAGGUGGAAGAGCAUGAUAAGCAGAAUGCAUCCAUCACAGACAAGCAGAAAAACCUAGCGACGGUGAGCCUAGGUCGGCUAAGGAGACCUACUGAGAACCCAAGGAGCAUUACCUUUGUUGUGCCCCUAAGUCUACGAUCGCCGGAUAGAACUCGGACGAAAGAGAAUCCUGCUACGGGACGUAACACGGAGAAUGCUAAAGGUGAAGAACUUACAGCUGCAAACCAAGCCCACGCCGAGCAGCAAAAAGUUCAAGAACUGAUAGAGGAAGAGGAAAACGAUCUUUGGGCACAAUAA